AUGUUUGAUUGUUGGAUUUUGUUUUUUGUUUUUCAAGUGGACGAAGACGAUUUCUUUGAAGUUUCGUCAAUUUUGCAGUCUCACACACAAGAUGUCAAUAGUGAUCAUAUUUCACAUCAGUUGCUGGUCUCGUGCAGCUAUGACUGUUCGAUUCGUUUCUAUCGUUUUGAUGGUGAAGAUUGGAUAACGCAACAAAGCAUCAGUGAUGCACAUCAGUCCACCGUGUGGUCUGCUGAUUUCUCCGGGGAUGGCAAUUCUCUGGUCACUGUGGGUGCCGAUUCUGUUAUCAAAAUUUGGAGGCGACAAGAAACGGGUUCAGAAGCAUCAAAGAGCAAGUGGGUUUUGGCAAUAACUCAAGCAGUGAGCACGAAAUGGCCAUUUUAUGCAGUUUCCUGGAACAAAGUACACGAAAUGAUUGCCGUUGGAGGAGGUGAUGGAAAAGUUCGGUUCUAUCGCAUGGAGAAUGCGGCAGAGAAUUCAUGCUUGGAAGAAUGCUUGAGCAUGUUUAAAAUCGCGGCCGAGGUUAACUGUCUGAGUUGGAACCCAGUGGAAAGCAGUUUACUUGCAGCUGCAACAGAUGACGGUGAAAUUCACGUACUUCGGAUAGCUUUUUGA
Gongylonema pulchrum is the source of this 615-nucleotide messenger RNA. NCBI's taxonomy places the organism in Eukaryota, Metazoa, Nematoda, Chromadorea, Rhabditida, Gongylonematidae. The record is from the annotation of a GenBank genome assembly.